Vairimorpha ceranae is the source of this 1617-nucleotide messenger RNA. RefSeq lists its product as hypothetical. The transcript has a single exon. Lineage: Eukaryota; Fungi; Microsporidia; Nosematidae. The record is from RefSeq and is a predicted model, not a curated record. Bases 1 to 1617 code for a protein of 538 amino acids.
AUGCUUUUAUGCGUUUUGUCGAUAUUUGCAACGAAUGUUUUUGAUCCUAAUUUUAAUUAUUUAUUUGAUCAAUUUAACGGUUAUUGUUAUAACGUUAUUAGCACAAAAGAAAAUACACAACAAAAUAUAAUCAGCGAAAAUGGAGUAUGUAAUGACAAUAUACAGAUAGAAAAUGAACAGGGAAUUGGAUGUUUUGAAAAAAUUAAUAAAUUCUGGUUAGAUAAUGAUUGUACAUAUGAACAAUAUGGUCAAAAUACACAUGAAGCAGGAGAUUUAUUGUUGUCAAUUCCAAGUAAAGAUAAUGAAGAGCUAUCUCAAAACACAGAAAGCUUAAAUUUUGUUGAUCAGAAUUAUUUAAUGGACAUUGAUGCAAAUACAAUUAUUAAAAAUAAAGUUUCUAAUAACCCCAAGUUUUGCAAUAAUGUUUUAAACGCUACAGACUUUUUGCAAACCAAUGUAACAGAGAGAAAUUUGUCUGUGAUAAAUAAUGAUAGUUUUUCUACACAAAGUAACAUAUGUACUGAUUCAAGUUUUCCUAAGCAGUUGGAAAAUAUACCAGCUGAACAACAAAAUGAAUUUCUGACUGAACAACUAUCAAAGGGAUGUAUCAGUAAACAUUUUGAACUUAAUAAUCAAAAUAUCGACGACAUAGUUAUCGAAACUUAUUCAUUUAAAGAUGUUGACAUUGAAAAAUACAUUAAUUGGGACCCAAGUGAAUAUGAUAAUAAACAAAAUUUUUUCCAAGAGUUUGAUUUUGUAUAUAAUUACAAUUUAGUUGAUUCUGAUUUUAAACAGGGUGAUACUGAUAAACAUGUAGAUGUACAAGAUAAAAUGUUUAGCGAGCAUAAUAAUGUAAUUUAUAAUGAAGUAGUGACCAAUGAAUGUAGUAAUGCCAAUUUCAAAAGAACUUUUAAUAAUGACGGGUUGACUACAAGUUAUACAAAAGAAAAAAAAUUGAAAAAUGAUGAUUUGUUAGAUAAGAAAACUACUAAAAGCUUUUCAGCCGAUAGUUUACAUGUUAAAUUUUCUAAUACUUUAAUUAAAAAUAAAAAAGAGCUGUGUGUAAUUAUAGAUAAUUUUUUUUCCAAUGUAAUACAACAUUCAUAUAUAUAUCUUAUAUACGAAGACUUGACAAAAAAUUUUAUAUAUCAUAGCAUUCGAAACAGAAUAUUAGAUUGUUCUAGAUGGUUUAAAAAAAUUGAAAAUACGGCUGAUGAGCUUAUAAAGAACGAUUUUAAAUCUUUAAAGUUUUCAGCUUCUACAAAAAAUCUCAUUUUUGACUGUCUUGAAUUUUUUAGAAAAAUUGCAAAUUUUAUUAUUAGCGUUGAAAGCUAUUUACGUCCUAGACAAUACAAUGUUGGCGAUUUAAUUAAUAAUUUAACAUUAAUUGAAACUUUAAUGAAUGAAAUUAUUAUAAAACUUGACUUUAAAAAAAUUGAACAAUCUAUGCAGCAAAUUUUUUUUAGAGAAAAUAUAAUUGUUAAUUUUUCUGAUUUAAAAGCUGAAAAAGAUAUUUUGCAAGUUUUAUUUAAUACACAAACGUUUGCAAAAAAAGUAAGAUUAUAUGGUUUUAAUAUUACAAAAUUGAAAGAGUUUUCUGAACUAAAUUUUUAUUAA